AUGUCAGCAUCUGCAGGAACAUGCAACGCCCAGUUGGAAGAACAUGAGGUACCCAGGUGUCGUUCCUCAGUCUCGUGGACGGAAUCGCAUAGAAGACGGAGCAUCGGACGACCUCAUUGGGCAGAAUACCCUAAAAACUGCCAUCCAAAAUUCUCUCCCUCUGUCAGAGCUCGGGACACCCACCACUACGAGAUGCCGUGCCGCCGCUUGGCUUCAAUGGAAGAGCCCAGAGCAGCUAGCGCUGUAGCGCAUCGGCAGCGCCGCCGCUCGCUGUGGCUGUGGCUAUUUUUGACACCUCGAAUGUGUGUCCCACUCACCCACAUCACACGCCCUGUGGCCCUGCACCCUUUUUGUGUAGUGGCAGACGAUCCCCAAGGAAUGCUAGGCUCUUCGCGGCAAGAAGGGGAUGGAUUGGUGGUCGAUGAAUACGAGGCCCAUUCAACAAAGUCCUUUCAUACCUUUCAUACGGAUACCAUUCUUCAUCUUAUGCAGGUCGGGAUAUCACGUAUCCGGCCGAUUAAGGGCUCCUGUUCCCAUCGGCUUUCUGUACACGGCCGAAAUGCUCAAGCAGUACGGAGGACUGGAAGAUCUGUACCUGGAAGAAUGCAAAUACAUAUCGAGGAAAAGGGUCUUUGCUCGCGUGUGGCAUCCGAGAUGUGCAGCAAGCCUCCUCUGGUCCCGCGCUAG
Molecule: messenger RNA, 687 nt
Organism: Colletotrichum costaricense
Lineage: Eukaryota; Fungi; Ascomycota; Sordariomycetes; Glomerellales; Glomerellaceae
Exons: 4
Coding region: 1-687 (228 amino acids)
Source: RefSeq, a predicted model, not a curated record